Messenger RNA from Anguilla rostrata (American eel), 4997 nucleotides. RefSeq names its product tumor necrosis factor, alpha-induced protein 3 (gene tnfaip3). The record is from RefSeq and is a predicted model, not a curated record. The transcript is spliced from 9 exons. Gene Ontology annotation, biological process: cytoskeleton organization; positive regulation of Wnt signaling pathway; protein K29-linked deubiquitination. Gene Ontology annotation, cellular component: cytoplasm; nucleus. Gene Ontology annotation, molecular function: K63-linked polyubiquitin modification-dependent protein binding; DNA binding; zinc ion binding. Bases 389 to 2677 code for a protein of 762 amino acids. Lineage: Eukaryota; Metazoa; Chordata; Actinopteri; Anguilliformes; Anguillidae.
AUGUCACUGUGAUCGUGUGCCCCUAGCGUUCGCUUAGAACAAUCCUGUUUGGAGCAGGUUUGUGAAAGCUCUGGAAAGUCCCGUAGACGGAAAUCCCCGCAGUCUGGGUUUUUUCCUGACCACAUAAAAAAACCUUGGUACACAAAGUGAAUCGCAUUGGGUAGCUACAUACAGACACGCACACACGCACAGCGAGCUAAAAGCCUAACGUUAACGUUACCGAACACGAUGGAGUGGUUCGGAUUGUGAAGCCUUAAUGGCGGUCUGCAUCGAUUUGGUUAUUCUGGCUAAAGGGACAGCAGGAUCGCCUGGCCAUCGCUGAGGGACUGUUGUUGAUACCGACAUAUUUUACAGUUUCUACUGGUUCUCCUACCCUCCGGUACACAGGAUGUCCCAGGGGCACAACUUCCUGCCCAAGUUCUUGUUUGUGAGCAACCUUCUGAAGGCCAUGAAGAUCCGGGAGCAGGUGCCAAACGAUGUGGUGAAGCCGACCAGCAGCUGCGGCGUCAUCCACCACCUGCGCACGCUGCACCGGCACACCGUGGAGAUGCUGCCCACCGGGCACUUCCCCCUGGCCUUCUGCCAGCUGGUCCAGGGCGUCCUGCUGGACCGGGCCAUGCAGACUGCCCUGGAGCAGGAGAAGAAGCUCAACUGGUGCCACGAGGUGAAGAAUCUGGUGCCGCUGCGGACCAAUGGUGACGGCAACUGCCUGCUGCAUGCGGCGUCGCAGUACAUGCUCGGGGUGCAGGACACAGACCUGGUCCUGCGCAAGGCGCUAUAUGGAGCCCUGAAGGACACGGACACGCGCAACUUCCGCAUGCGUUUCCAGACGCAACUGCUGCAGUCACAGGAAUUCACACAAACGGGGCUGCGGUACAACACACUAAACUGGGAGGAGGAGUGGGAGAAGGUGGUGAAGAUGGCGUCUCUGGGCUCCAGCCGCAGCGGCCUGCAGUACGACUCGCUCGAGGACAUUCACAUCUUCAUCCUUUCCAACAUCCUCCGAAGGCCCAUCAUCGUCAUCGCCGAUGAGGUCCUGAGGAGCAUGGAGUCUGGGUCCUCUCUCUCCCCCCUCAGUGUGGGGGGCAUCUACCUCCCUCUGCACUGGCCCCCCAGGGAGUGCUACAAGUAUCCCAUAGUGCUCGGCUACCACUCUCAACACUUCGCUCCCCUCCUGACCGUCAGAGACAGCGGCCCAGAGGUCCGAGCCGUGCCAUUGGCCAGCCCAGGAAGGGGCGGUUUUGAGGAGCUGAAGGUCCACUUCCUGCUGGAGAAGGAGCAGCAGCAGAGCAGGAGGCUGAUUGGUGAUUACCUGGCCCUGACCGAGAUAUCUGUGAGCGGACUCGGGCUCAACACCGAGGUCGUCCACGCAGCCAGGUUGGAUGAAGGGAACCUUCCGGAAGACAUGGAUCUGAUGGAGGACUACCUGCAGCUGGUCAACCACGAGUACAAGCGCUGGGAAGAGGACAGGGAGCCCACCUGGGAGCCCCGCCCCCAGCGGCCGCCGCCCUUCUCCGUCUCCCAGCUGUCCCUAGUGGAGAUCCGCUGCGCCACGCCCAGGUGCUCCUACUACGUCUCCGUGGAUACGCAGCCCCACUGUCACGAGUGCUUUGAGAGGAGGCGAGCGGGCGAGCAGGGCGGGGCGUACACGGAGGCGGAGCCCGGGGCGAAGCCGAUGCCCCCGGGCUCCACCCUCCUGCCCAGCCCUCGCUCGGCCCCGCCCACGGCCCCCAGCCUCAGCCUGUACAGCGAGACUCACGCCAUGAAGUGCAAGACGGCGGGCUGCCUGUUCACGCUCCGCGUGGAGCGGGAGGGGCUGUGCGAACGCUGCUACGCCGCGCGCCAGAGCGGCCUCCCUCUCCCGCUGCCCCGAGCCCCCCAGGACCUGCCCCCCCACGGCUGGGCCCAGCGCUGCUCUCUCUGCCAGCAGGAGGCGCUAAGGACGUUUAACGGGCUCUGUCCCUCCUGCCUCCAGUGGAGCUCCAGGGAGAGGUCGGGGCCCGCCUCCGAGCCCGUCCACACGCGGGGGGACUCCAGCCUCUCCGCCCUCCACCGCCAGAGCUGCACGGGACAGCCCUGCAAGAGGGCGGGCUGCCAGUACUACGGGACACCUGAGAAGCUGGGCUUCUGCACCAUCUGCUACGUGGACUACCAGACCAACCACCGGCCGGACCCCGUGGUGUCGCAGCGCAUGGUCCCCUCGUCGGGUGCGAGCCGCACGGAGGCGGGCUUCCACAGCGGCCCCCGGUGCCUGGGAGCAGGCUGCAACUCGCAGGGCCUGCCCAUGUACGAGGGCUACUGCAGCCGCUGCUUCGUGCGGGAGCAGGCCGUGCGGCUGAACCGAGCCGGGCCCCGGGCCCCCAGGGGCCACCAGUCCCCUCCUCCGCGGGCUGCGCAGCCGAGGCAGACGCAGACGCAGACCCAAACGCAGACACAGACGCAGACGCAGACCAGGCUGCAGUGCAGCCGCGGCAGCUGUAAGAACGCGUCGCCCGGCUGCUUGGAGCUGUGUGCGGAGUGUCAGGCCAGGGGCCCCAGGGAGGGCCGCAGGACUCAGGCACCCAAAGACGGGCCCAAACAGAGCUGCAGGACCCAGGGCUGCGACCACUACGCCAACCAGGACAAGCACGGCUACUGCAACGAAUGUGACCACUUUAAGCAGGUCUACAGAGCGUGAUCUGAGGGGCGGGGCAUGGAGGAGGCACAGUACACGCACAUCCCACACACAUCCUACACUCAUCCACACACAUCCUACACUCAUCCACACUCAUCCACACACAUCCCACACACAUCCUACACUCAUCCACACACAUCCCAAACACAUCCUACACUCAUCCACGCACAUCCCAAACACAUCCUACACUCAUCCACACACAUCCCAAACACAUCCUACACUCAUCCACAUACAUCCCAAACACAUCCUACACUCAUCCACGCACAUCCCAAACACAUCCUACACUAAUCCACACACAUCCAUGCACGCAUCCUACGCACAUCCCACACUGCGCAACCACAUUCCAACACCCACAUUCAAACAAUGCACCUAAAAUGCAAAAGCGCAGAAGCACUUCUCUUUUCCCCAGUGAAAUUUGAUUGGCUGUUAACUAGAAAGACCCAAAGAAUGGGUUUGGUGGAAGGCAAGGAAGGUUCGAAAUGAGCGGCUGGUUGUGGUGCAGAGGUGUUGAGGUGUGUAUGUGUGUGAGUGACGGUUUGGGAAGUACUGUCUCAGUAAAGUAAACACUUAACACAGCUGCUGGGAUCCUUGUUCACUUCUGGACCAAGUAUUGCUGAUUUAAUGCUGAGCUAAAUAACAACAGCCAGCAGUUUUAGUUUCAUUCCUUUUACCUGACUCUGUCUAAUGGGGUUGCACAGCCCAAGUGCCUUUGCGCACUUCCUGUGAAAACAAUGAAAAACAAAAUAAAAACCACACACAGUCUCUCUCAAACACAAACACACAUACACACACACAAACACGCACAUUCAUUAUAACUUACGUCUGUUACUGAAAACUAAAUGACCUGAUCUCUGAUACAAGUAAAAUGAUUUAAUGUAAAGUGGAUGUUAAAGCUGGGUAGUACUGAGCAUGCACUUUAAGGCAAUGCUACCAGAUUAGAUGCCAUUAAGUAAAAAUUCAGCUGCUGAUUUUUUAAAAGCGGUUGAGAACAGUUUCCAGUUUUAAGGAUCAGUCUCUGCAUUCUCCUUGUGCAGCUCACUGAUCACUGCUGUCAGAGAUGGUCUGUUUGGGGUCCAGAUGUAGUUGGUGUAAGGCUGUGUUUUUUUGUUUUUUUACAUUGGCCAAAUUUUCAUCUAAGCGCAGUAAGAAAAUGUGCUUUAAGAGCUUUCAGAAGCCUGUUUCCUGCCGAAGCUCGCUGCCAGCCCUGGCAGUGCCGCCUGUAAGCCCGUAGUUUUCAUCUUCUCGUGGAAGUAGCGUUUACGUUCCAAGAGUGUCGCAGGCGCAGACGUAGAAAUGAGCAUCAUUAGGAGAUGGCAGCCGGCCGUGUCCACAGGACUGAUCCUAACAGGGAGAGCCAGCGCCAGGGAGAGCCACUGCUCCUCCUGCAUCUCGCUGGAAACUUAGAAAGUGCUUACAGGGCCUGGCACAGCUAGCACGUUUUUUAUAGGCUUAGAACUGCAAUUAAUCUCAUCACCAUAAAAAUCAUAAUCGCCCUGUAGGGAAUUGCCCACAUCAGAAUGCGUGUGAAACUCCCUUUGACUGAAAGCAACCCUCGGUGAAAUCCCCUCAGCAUAGAACAGCCGCGAGAGAGCCGCACCGUCGGAACGUAAACACUCCUGAGCGAGGGCCACGCCCCUUUCUGCACCUCCCGCUGUGCCUCCUCCUCCACCUCCUCCUGCAGCCGGCCUCGGUACCCGCUCCUCUGCACAGUGCCUGUGUUUCGCGCGACGCUUUUUUCCGCAGUUGCACAAACUGAACUGGUUUUGUAAUUCUGUGUUUUUGUGAUUAUUCAUUAUUUGAUGUCGCAGUAACUGCCAAAAAAAACAAAAAAAAAAAAAUCAACGGAGAUAACUGUCCAUUUGUGAGUCGUCAUGGCGAAAUUGAAAAAACAUUACCUGUAAAAUCUGUAUCUCCUGAACACUGAUUAUGUUGUUGAAAUGUUUCUAGUUUUGUCUUAUUUACAAGAACAAACGUGGAUAAACAAACCUGUGCUUUUGCCAAAGUGAACACACAGAAAGGCAGUUGUCUGUCUCAUAAGGAGAUAUUUAAGAUAUUCACACUUAUGGCUUUGAUCUCCACUCAGAGUCACAGUCUUAAUAUUGCACAAUACUUUAAUAAGCUGUUGUGGUGUACAUGAUGGUAAACCUGGAACAUUCCAGGGAAGAACAUUCAUUAACCUUCAAAUUCUGAAACUUUUUUUUCCCUUGUUUAACAGUGUAUAAUUAAAUCUGUAUUUGUUAAGUAUUUAUUCAUUUUAAAAAUGAUCAGUUCUGUGUCUCAAUAAUUUAUACAUUGUCUUGAAAAUAAAUUAUUUUUAAUAAUA